Molecule: messenger RNA, 4077 nt
Organism: Carcharodon carcharias (great white shark)
Lineage: Eukaryota; Metazoa; Chordata; Chondrichthyes; Lamniformes; Lamnidae
Gene: ano10b
Product: anoctamin 10b
Exons: 15
Coding region: 417-2474 (685 amino acids)
Biological process (GO): chloride transmembrane transport
Cellular component (GO): plasma membrane
Molecular function (GO): chloride channel activity
Source: RefSeq, a predicted model, not a curated record
GAAACGUAUGAAAUGAUUUUUUUAAAGUGAUGGGUACCCGCUACUCCCAAAAGGAAAAAAAAGUCAAACUUGUCCGAACUGGUCUUGUCAACCCUGAAAUGCAACUCCAGUUUUAUUGGUGCCAGUAUAACUGAUUUUUACUGCCAUUUGACAAUUUUGAACUACUAUUCCCAGCUGAGUACUAACCUGCACUGACCGACUCCUUCCCUUAUCAUCGUCAGUUGACAACAUUGCAGAAUUUGUGAAAUUUUGGAAAGAGGUAGCUUCUCGUUGUGCCUCAAACAGCAGCUGUCCAUUUUCUGUGAGAUACCAUGAAAGUUGUGAAAACAGAGACCCCCACUUCAAUGGUUUCCUGUUUGAAUUGCUCUCCCUUUGGCAACUGGAUCACAUGAGCAUUACUUCAAGCUGAGCACUUUAUGUUCUUCUUCAAGUACCCCAAGGAGCCAGCAGCCAUGGGAUCUUGGACCAAGCCUACCUGUAAGUGUUGUAUUUCCAGUGCCGUGCAGCCUCUGGUCACCUUGGAACUGACUGAGAACAUCAACAUGGAAACCAAGCAAUGGUUGAUGGCCCGAAUCCAGGAAGAGAAGAUAGUUGGUGGCACUGAGCUAAUGGUCCACCCUGGUGAAGAUGAUGAUGGCAACAUGCUUCUCGUUUCUGCAUCUCAUCAUGUUCUCCUGAGGGCAGCUGAGGUUCUGGGACUUUAUAAACUGUACAAAGAUGGGUCCAUGAUCUCAUUUUCCUACAGGGACAGGAGAAAUUUUCAAAACUCAGAUAACAUAAAUGAAUUUCUGACGCUAGCUGAGCGUCAGUUCAUCAUUUUGCACACACUAGAGAAUAUAAAGGCAGUAGAUGAGAAGUAUAUUCCAGGAUAUCCCACCAUAACCCUCUACCCAGGAGAAGCAAUUUUUAACAGGCUGCGGAAAAGCAAGAUUCUACAUACAUUCUAUCCACUGCAUGAUGAGGAAUUGCUGACUGAGCUGGGAAAUCACUGGCAGUCUCAUAGGAAUCUGAGCUUACAACCCAUUGAUUCAAUUUAUAGAUAUUUUGGUGGUUCUGUUGCCAUGUACUUCAGUUUUCUUGAAUAUUUCACCUGUUCUCUGAUGCCGAUGGCAAUCUUUGGUAUCAUACUGGUCUCUCUAUCGAUGGACACAAUAGACAAAUGCAUCCUCUUUUCUUGUCUCAACAUGAUCUGGUCAACUGUAGUCAUGGAGUUAUGGAAGCGCCAAAGUUUUGUUCUGGCCUACACUUGGGGAACCAUGCAGAUGAACAGCCAGUUUGAGGAGCCCCGUGCGGAUUACAAAGGCUUGAUGGGAACAAAUCCUAUCACCCAUCGCUAUCAGCCCUAUUAUCCUGCAUGGAAACGCAAAGUGAAGAUCUGGCUUGUUUCUGUGCCGAUACUGUGUUUAUUCCUGGGCUUUUCUCUCUAUGGGAUGUUUGUUUUCUUCAGAGCAGAAGCAUGGGUCAAGGCCUAUCACAGCGAAAAUGAUGGCUGCUGGGCCUGUGCAUUAUAUUUACCAAGUGUUCUUCACUCUCUCUAUGUUACCAGCAUGAACAUCCUGUACAAAAUGGUCGCCAAAAUGCUCACUGAAUGGGAAAAUCAUCGACUACAAACUUCUUUCCAAAACCAUUUGACAAUAAAGGUGUUAGUGUUUCGCUUUGUCAAUUGUUUUGCUGCCCUGUUUUACAUCUCAUUCUACCUCCAGGAUCUGGAGCUUCUCAGAAAGGAACUUGCAUCACUGCUCGUUCUGACUCAGAUCAUCAAUCAGCUCAUAGAGACACUAGUGCCGUAUCUCCACAAGACAUUUAUUGGAAAAGGGGCAGGUCUGAAGAAAGCCACAAUGGAAAAUGCACCAGACAUCGACAAAAUAAAAUUGCAGGGUCAGAUGCCACCAUUUCCUGGAAUGUUUGAUGAGUACAUGGAGCUGUUUGUUCAGUUCGGUUACAUCAGCCUUUUCUCCUGCAUUUACCCUUUGACAGCAAUGCUGAUUGUUGUGAACAACAUCAUGGAAAUCCGAGUGGAUGGCCUGAAGCUUUGUCAUCUCUUUAGGAAACCAUUCAACUCUCCAGCAGCAAAUAUAGGAGUGUGGCAGACUGCGUUUGAGCUGAUAGGAUUCUUGUCAGUCAUCACCAACUGUUUUCUAAUUAGCAUGUCCCCUCAAGUAGAAGAGUACUGCACAGAAAAUAAUAUAACACCUAAGAAUGUGUUGAUUUGGACAGUAGGAGUGGAGCAUGCCUUGCUGGCUAUAAAGGUCAUUUUAGCUUUUGUUAUUCCUGACAUUCCCCAGUGGGUGAAGCUGAGGAUUGACAGAGUCGAAUAUCAGUCCAUUCAAGCCCUCAAGCAUAAGUUGGCUGAAGCAGAUAAAGGUCACAGCCGAGAAACUGAGGAAAAAGGAACAUGGCCUGAUGGAAUCACACAGUCUGAUUCAAAUGAGAGCUCGCUGCAUAUGAACAACAGGCAGCUGAAUUUACUAUAACCACCCUGUUACCAUGUGAUGUAAACAUGCAGCAAGACAAAUUCAACACACAUCAGGCCUAUGAACUUAGAACAAUUUUACCUCAGAAACUAUCUCUGUCCCUUCACUAUUUAUUUUAAUGGAGCUGACAUUGCUCUGUAUAAAAUAGGGUAGCUCCUUUGUUAUUUUAUAGUUUCUCACCAAAUGCACAAAUAUACAUCUAAACCAGUCACUGAUAAACUACACUCCUCACAGCCAGGAACCAUGGAUUCUACCUUUAUUUCCUGCUUUGUAUUUUGAUUAAACAACUGUAAAUCAACACAGCCAGGAGCAACACACAGCAAGAUCCUCGACAGAAAGGAUGGCAGCAUAAUCGGUUUCUCUUUUACAAAUAUGAUCCUGUUUAUUUAAAGGGUCUGUCCAAAAUCUUUAUUAUUUCUGGAUGUCUGACAUAAAUACCAAUCUCAUUUACUGAAACCCUUUUCCAGUUGCCUUUCUAUUUUGAGUGUUCCUCUGAUGAAACACGAAAGCAGUUUUCAAAAAAAUAAAUUCCUUGCAUGUGUUCCUCAUGCAAAUAUAUUCCAAAUAUUGAAUGGGCUAAUCAAUGGUAGUUUGCCUGGCCCUCUCAUCCACAGUUGGCAUUGUUUAAUAGUUGGGAGUCCUUACCAUGUGGCCUUGACUGAUUGUUAAGUCUUUACUCAACGACCCACUGAUUGAUGUUUCCAUUGUUGGAACUGACUGAUAACUGCAGUCCACACAAUUUGGCAAUCUGAUUGUAUUCUCUACCAUGUGGCAAUCUGACUGAGCGCUUGGGUUCUUUAUCCAUUGGUCCUCUGACCACUGGUAGCAUUUAGCACUCUGUGGUACGUUAUCGUUGCUUCAGCAGUAAAACUGAUAAACAUCCUGUCAGUAAUGAUAAAAGCAGAUGCACCAUGACAUCCUUGUCAUUUAAUCUCUCUUUCUCAAGUGCAAUUCGGGAUGAGCAAUAGCUGCUGACCCAGCUAGCGAAGCCCACAUUCCAUGAAUUAAUAAAAAAAAGACCUCCAACAUAACCCUGACCUUCAGCUGUGUUCCACCUGCUUCAUGUCCUCUUUUCAACAGCAUAAAAUCCAUCACAUUUCUACCUCUCUUAGCUCUGAAGAUGAGUCAUAUGGACUCGAAAUGGUAACUCUGGCUUCUCUCUCCACAGAUGCUGCCAGGCUUGCUGAGUUUUCCCAGCACUUCUAUGUUUCUGUCAGUAAUGAUUGUUGUCAUUGGCCACAAUUCUACCUUUUGCCUUUAAAAUCUUCACAAACAACAACCAUGUCAUGACUUUGAGGAAAUGUGAAAGUAUUCCUAUUUAGUGCUUUGUGAGUUCUAACACAUCCUCUGCAUGCCACAGAAAGUGUGUAGAAACUUUACAAAAUUGAUUGGGCAUGAGAGGAAGGGAUUCAAUGUUGAAAGACUGAAAGAAAUAAGAAGAUUGAUGUCCCUUCUAUAACUUUGAGUGGAGUAUAAUGUAGUCCAUGUAAUGCAUUGGUUGUUUGUUUAUUCUUUUUCCAAUACUAUUAUUGUGUAUGUUGGGAAAGGCAAUAGAUUUUCUCAUGGACAGUAUUUCAUGAAAAAUAAAGUACAAAGUAAUAAA